Phytomonas sp. Hart1 is the source of this 2094-nucleotide messenger RNA. The record is from the annotation of a GenBank genome assembly. Lineage: Eukaryota; Euglenozoa; Kinetoplastea; Trypanosomatida; Trypanosomatidae.
AUGACCGAGACUAAUUUAAACUUAGAGGAGCUCGAGGGUCUGCUUGUGAAUGGAAGCACUCUCCCUCCCGAAACAUCAAUUGAUAUUUCUGUUCCCCCUGUCGAAUCGGCACAAAACGCGUUUUCAGAUCCUGAAGAAGCAGCAAUAAAACCAAAAUCCAAAAAAAGUAAGAAACGUCGAUACAAAGAGCGGAGUAGUUCGCCAAUCACGGAAGAUCGUGAAUGGAAAAAAUCCAAGUACGUUUUGGACGCAGCAGAAAGUACCGAUGGCGAUGAGGACGAAUUUGUGGAAGAAAGUAAUGAGGUGGAGGAAGGUUUGGAUGAGGGACCUCAUUAUGAAGCACCCAAGCGUUUUAUCUUCCACGAAGGAGAUGAGACUAAGUCCGCAGAUGAGCUUGGGCGUGAGUUUGAGGAACGCUAUCAAAGACUAAAAAAACAAAGGUCUAUAGAGGACCUACAGGGUAUUAUUCCUCGAGAAAAACUUUCCUCACUUCGCUACGCUUCUUACUUGCUUCCGAAAGAUUCUGAUCCAAAGGUAUUUGCAGUGAAGUGUCGCUCAUGCAUGGCUCGAACUUUAGUUACACGUAUUGUGAACAAAUGCUACGCUUAUCGUGUUGGUAAGAAUUACGAAAAGAAAAAGGUUGAUCUUGGCAUUAUAUCAGUAUUUUGCAUAGAUCAUGUAAAGGAAUACAUUUACAUAGAAGCAUAUCGUAAGAUAUUUGUGGAGAGUGCAAUAAAUGGGUUGGAGGGUCUAUUUCGAUACAACAUAACAGUUGUCAACCCGACACAGUUGCUACAGAUGGUAGAAAGAAGAAGUCCAAAUGAAAAGAUUCGAGUUGGCUCUUUUGUGCGUCUUAGGACGCGUUUUUAUCGUAUGGAUUUGGCCCAGGUCACGUCGGUGCAUCAGGAUGGUGUGCACAUCGACUGUAAGGUGGUUCCCCGAGAGGAUUUUGACGGUAAACCGUUUAGUAAAGUAUCUGCGCCCUUGCCUCCGCAGUUCUUCGUCGCAAGUCGAGCGGUAGGUGUCGAGGAUCGUGGUGAUCACUAUCGCUGGGGUGAUCUUCGAUUUGAUAAGGAAGGUUAUUUAAUUAAGACAUUUUCAUCACGUAUGGUAAUAUCUGAGCCACAGAUGGAGAAACCCACAGCAGAAGAGUUAGCUCGUUUCUACAAUAACAACCGAGAGCGUGUACGUGAGGCGCUCUCGCAUACUGGUGUUAGUUUAGCAGUUCACCAGAUUGGUGAUUCGGUGCGAGUAGCUUCGGGGCAACUACGCAAUACUAUCGGUACUAUCGUCGACAUUUUCACCAACGAUAACACCGCGCUUCUUUCAUGUGCAGCUCCUAAUCUAAAAGAUCUUAUCAAGCUCCGUGUAGAGCUAACGUCACUUGUCAAGCACUUUGCCGAGGGGUCCCACGUGGUGGUGAGAUCGGGUGAUUAUGCUGGAGAAAGCGGAACCGUAGUAAAGUCCUGGAAUGAUGUGGUUCUCCUGUUUCUUGACCGCCCUUCUUCAGUGACAGAGAUCAAGGUUUCCGCCAAUGACUGCCAUCAAAGCAAGCUGACACAAAUGCUUAGACACAGCUUCGGUGCAUGGAAGUUAUUUGACCUGGUUAGCAUAGUUGAGGCAAACACAGUUGCAUGCAUUGUAGGCUUGACACGAAACGAUGUGGUGGUUAUAACUGAACGGAACGAGGUACAAACUUUGACUUAUGCGCAACUAAAGUCUAUUAACGUACGAGGGGUGCGCCAGACAACGGAUUUCAUGCAGAAUGUAUUAGUUCAAGGCUCUGAGGUCACUAUUCAGCGAUCAGCAUUUACACCGUUUAACUUAGGUGGGGAAACUGGUCGUAUUCAACAGGUUUAUAACCAAACAGUUUUCGUUUGUUGCCGGAGUAUUCGGGAAAAUGCAGGGGUGGUGGCCCUUUCUGCAUCUUGUGUGCUACUUAUCGGUGGGCGCACAACCACCAAGCAGGUAGCACCACCUAAGCAGCUACCUAUGCCCAACCGUCGCAUGCAUAAUGCUAAAAAGGUGGAUAUAUCUAUCCCCUCGAAUACUAUUUCAGCAGAUUGGCAGAUCAAUUCUGAAUGGUGUGAGUAG